This is a messenger RNA of Protopterus annectens (West African lungfish), 846 nucleotides long. Its product is annotated as nuclear RNA export factor 1-like. Gene Ontology annotation, molecular function: protein binding; RNA binding. Gene Ontology annotation, biological process: poly(A)+ mRNA export from nucleus. Gene Ontology annotation, cellular component: nucleus. The record is from RefSeq and is a predicted model, not a curated record. NCBI's taxonomy places the organism in Eukaryota, Metazoa, Chordata, Ceratodontiformes, Protopteridae. Bases 41 to 691 code for a protein of 216 amino acids. The transcript is spliced from 8 exons.
UUACUUUGUAUAUGACUCUGGGAACCGCCAAGAAUUAUUAAUGGUUUACCAUGAAGAGGCUUGCUGUUCUCUUAGUAUACCUAAUCUAGCGAUGUCUAUGAAAAGCAUACUGAUAUUUGGAAAUUACCUUGAAGACAGCAGAAAUAUUCUCAAAGUGAAAAAAACAGCAACAAAGCAAAGGCUGUUGAGACGAAAUCGGAUGGAGGUAGUUGGAUUUCUUUGCAAUCUUCCCCAAACGGAACAUGACCUAAACUGCAUGACUGUCGAUGUUAUCAAGCAAACAGAGUCCAUGCUGUGUUUUAGUGUUCAAGGAUAUUUCAAAGAAGUUGGACAGAGCUUCAACUCUACAAUCAGAGCUUUUUACAGAACAUUUGUGUUAGUACCAGGAAGCAGUGGAAGCAUAUAUAUUAUUAAUGACCAGAUGGUGAUCAAGAGUGCAUCACAUAAGCAGGUUCAGAAAGCAUUCUCCAAACCAGCAGUAUCCUCAGGCCCAGACAGUGCUGGUUCUUCUGACAGUCUGCCCUGCAAAUACGACGAAAUGAUAACAACACUGUCUCAAAACACAGGCAUGAAUACAGUGUGGGCACAGAAGUGUCUUCAGGAAAAUGACUGGAAUUUUAAACAGGCCACAGAAGUAUUUAAUUACUUUAAGGGAAAAGGAGCAGUUCCAUUGGAAGCAUUUAAAAUGUAAAGCUCAAGAUUGAAGAGACUUCUGGAGUUGCAUGACGUCAAUGGAAGUACUUUAGACUUCUGUUUGAUUUCAUUUCUAAAGGUAGAUGGUCGGUAAUCCAGUUUUUUUCCAGUGAUGUGGAGGUCUGCUAGCAUUUGCAAGUGUUACAGUUGACU